UCUAGACGAGACCAAAUCGUGUUGCACCGGGUGUAACCAGCGAGCUAACGUUAGGCUAGUUAGAUGUAGCUAGCUAGCUUUAGGUUCUUGUCGGUAUACGCAGCUGUAGAAUGAACACAAUACACCACAUUGUCGAGGGACACUAACCAAACUCGCUGGUGUCACUUUAUUUCAUCAACACACUGCUGUUGUCGUCGAUGUCUUCUGUUUAGUUGUCUUUAUCAUUUGCUUUCCCGUGUCAGUCGGUUAGCUAGUUAGCCUCUUCAGCUAGCUAAGUACAGUAGCGUAUGGGUGUCAAAGUUAGCCGUGACUUCAGUGGGUGUCUGGUUGCCUGAUCUCACAUUUCGGACACGUCAAGGUUCCUCAACUCUGUCUUGUUUUUGGGGGCUGUGAUGUCGGAGCCGAAGAGCCCCACUCCCACCCCUGCUGGCGACACAUACAAAGGAUGGGUGUUCAAGUGGACAAAUUACAUCAAAGGUUAUCAGCGGAGGUGGUUUGUCCUGAGCAAUGGGCUGCUGUCCUACUACAGGACCCAAGCCGAGAUGGGACACACGUGUCGAGGCACAAUCAACUUGGCGACGGCAACCAUCACCGUGGAUGAUGCCUGCAACUUUGUCAUAUCCAAUGGCGGGGCGCAGACGUAUCACCUGAAGGCCAGCUGUGAAGUGGAACGUCAGCGCUGGAUCACUGCCCUGGAACUCGCCAAAGCCAAGGCGGCCCGCAUGCAGCCUGAGUCAGAUGACUCCGGGGAUGAUUUUCCCUCGUCAUCCCCGCCGGCUGCACCCGGACAGGGUGGCGGGUCACAGAAUUCCGAAGUGCAGUCUGCUCUCCGAACACUAGGCAGCAAGGUGGAGGAUCUCAGCACUUGCAACGACCUCAUUUCAAAGCAUGGCUCUGCACUCCAGAGGUCUUUAUCAGAACUGGACAGUUUGCGUCUUACUGGAGAAGCUGGGGAAAAGAUCCGUCAGGUGACAGAGAGGGCCACGCUGUUUCGUAUCACCUCUAAUGCCAUGAUUAAUGCAUGCCAAGACUUCCUUGCGUUGGCUCAGGCUCACAGCAAGCGAUGGCAGAAGGCGCUUCAGGCAGAACGGGACCAGCGGGUCAGGCUGGAGGAGACUUUAGAGCAACUGGCCAAGCAGCACAACCACCUGGAGCGAGCGUUCAGAGGGGCCUCACAGUCCAAUGCUACUGCAGACAACAAAAGUUCUGCUGGCCCGGGAAAAGGUGAGGCCAGCGAUGAGGACGAGGACCACGAGUUCUUCGAUGCCAUGGAGGAGGCUCCUGAGUUUAUCACUGUACCUGCAGACCCCCACUUUCACAAAAGGUCAAGCAGUAAUAUCAGCGGUUUCAACAGUGAAAUGUGUCCUGACGAUCAAUCGCUCAACGAGGAGCCUCUAGCGAUGAACCAGGAAUCCCCCUCUCAGGAGUUGAUGCCGCUGAAGAAGCGGCGGACACGCAUUUCCGACAAACCCAACUAUUCUCUCAAUCUGUGGAGUAUCAUGAAGAACUGCAUUGGCAAAGAGCUGUCCAAAAUCCCAAUGCCUGUAAACUUCAACGAGCCCAUCUCCAUGCUGCAGCGGCUGUCCGAGGACCUGGAGUACCACGAGCUGCUGGAUAAGGCCUCCAAGUGCCAGAGUUCCCUGGAGCAGAUGUGCUACGUGGCCGCCUUCUCCGUGUCCUCCUACUCCACCACCGUCCACCGCACAGGCAAACCCUUCAACCCCCUGCUGGGAGAGACGUACGAGCUGGACCGCCGGAGAGAUAGCGGCUACCGCUCCCUCUGCGAGCAGGUGAGUCACCACCCCCCUGCGGCAGCGCACCAUGUGAUCUCGGAUCGCGGGUGGACUCUGAGGCAGGAAAUCACCGUCGCCAGCAAGUUCAGGGGGAAAUACCUGUCCAUUAUGCCUUUAGGCACCAUCCACGCCAUCUUUGAGAAGGCCAACAAUCACUACACAUGGAAGAAAGUCACCACCACAGUGCACAACAUCAUCGUGGGAAAACUCUGGAUCGAUCAGUCAGGAGAGAUAGACGUGGUGAACCACACCACCGGAGACCGCUGCCACCUGAAGUUUGCUCCUUACAGCUACUUCUCCAGAGAUGUGGCCAGAAAGGUGACCGGAGUAGUGAUGGACAAGGACAGCAAGGCCCACUACGUGCUGUCGGGCACGUGGGAUGAGAAGAUGGAGUUUUCUCGGGUGAUGCAGAGCAGCCUCGGGGGAGAGAACGGCACCGAGGGCAAACAGAAGACGGUCUAUCAAACCCUGAAAGCCAGAGAGGUUUGGAAGAGGAACCCUCUACCUGAGGGAGCAGAGACCAUGUACUACUUUACCUCCUUGGCGCUGACCCUGAACGAAUACGAGGACGGCAUCGCGCCCACCGACAGCCGGCGCCGGCCCGACCAGCGCCUGAUGGAAGAGGGCCGCUGGGACGAAGCCAACUCCGAGAAGCAGCGGCUGGAGGAGAAGCAGCGCAUUGUCCGGCGGGAGAGAGAGAGGGAAGCUGCCAGCCAACGCACCUCCAGCCAGUCAGAGGAAGCUGUCGAUGAGGACUCUCUAACUGAUCCAUCCUUAAAAAGCGCACCUCACGACAGCCACCUGGCACUUUGGUUCGAUCGCUGUGAAGACCAGAUCACGGGGGAGCAGGUCCACAUCUAUAAGGGAGGCUAUUGGGAAGCCAAGGACCGCGGCAGCUGGGAGGGCUGUCCGGACAUAUAUUGACCUCGUCUUUGACUGAGAAAGUGCCACGAAGAGACUGACCCUUGGAAAGCCGCCUGGUGCACGGCUACUACAAAGCCCCCCCCCCCCCAUCAAUUUGGACGGUUGGCUCCCUCCCGGUGGCUCUCUGUUCUAGGAGAUCUCCAGGCGGUCACUGCUGUCUGAUCCAGAGGAGAAAGCUGGGGUUUUUCCUCUGGCCUCAUCCGGUCUUGCCGUCACGCAUACGACAGGACUGGAAUGAAAUAAUUAGCAUUUGGGGGGGGCGGGGUAGUGAAUGGGCAGUGCUUCCAAAUCAUUAGUAGAUUCUUUUUUUUAGUCUCUCUGCUCAAGUGUCUCUCAGAUCAGGAGCAGAAGAGGGUUUUGUGCUGAUAACACCCUGUGAGAUAAUGCAGUGUUCCCAAUCACAAGCAUUGUGUGCUUUGGUAAUAACUCUAAAAACAAAGGGUAAGACCUGGUUAAUAUAUACAUUUAUAUAUGAUUCAAAUAAUUUCAUUAUAAUGUCAACUGGUGGCCUUCAACACAUUAGUGAGGAUUUCUUGUUUCUCUCUCUAAUUUAGUGUCUUAAUGUAACUAAGUGAAGGUUCUUUGUGUGUGUGUGUGUGUGUGUGUGUGUGUGUGUGUGUGUGUGUGUGUGUGUGUGUGUGUGUGUGAGACUGCAUAUCUGCUCUUCCAUCACUUUACUAUUAACACUGCCACUGCGCAGUAUGCUGUUUAAAAGAAGGAAUGAUUGUCCGAAAUACCGGUUGAACCUCCACACUGUCAUGUGUUAUAGUCAGAAGAGAUACUUUCUCAUUCACAAAGGCCUGAGAUUACGACGGUGACCAUUAUGACGGCCAAAACACCCUCUCUCUUCGCCUUAGAUACGAGCGACCUGCUCUCACAUCACACCUGAGUGAAGGUGAUGCUGACAUUUGUAGCUGGUGUCUCAUUCAAACUUUUGAAACGUUGAAGAAGUAGUCGUGGAAAGAGCAUAGCGGAGCUGCCAAAUCGCUUGUUUCAGUGGUGGGAAAAUCUAGUUUCUUUCAAUGAAAUGAUCCAAGUGUGCGGGUGUAAUCAUGUUUUUGGAAUACGUAGUGCGCUUUUUGUGUUUAGAGGAACACAGACUAAUGAGAUAACCAUUAUGGGUGGUUAAAAGAAACCGUCUCCUGAAGUGUUCAUACAUUAUGCAAAGUACAUUUUGACACCAAAAACAUGGGGUAUAAUGUGAGCGUGCGUGUGUGACUUUAAUAAUUUUGUUUGUAAGUGUACUUAAAAAUGAAGAAUAAAGAAACAAAGAAUUUAAAAGCAUUACAAAUAUCUAUGAUUUUAUAAGUGUAUAGGAAUUCAUAUCGUAUUGAUAACUGUGAGGUAGGUUUUUUUUCGGCUCCUCAUAAUAUUGUAAGAGGACUGUCUUCAUUUUCAGAAAAAAAGGGACUUUCCAGACCUGACUGAGGGAAGACGUGACAUUGCUCAGUAUUUUGUGUUAACAAAGAAAAAGAAUAAAGAAAUGCUGCGAUGUCUAAAAAAAAAAGAAGCUUUUAAUACUGUUCUCUAAUACCAUUUGUUACAUUUCCAUUAACUAAGUAACAUAAAAUAACACUUGCCAAAUCAAUUUGGGAAUUUCUGCCCUCAUGUUUAGUAGGUACUCCAGAUGGGAUGACAUAAUGUGUCAUUAAAACAAUAAAAACCCAAAUGAAAACA
Molecule: messenger RNA, 4394 nt
Organism: Eleginops maclovinus (Patagonian blennie)
Lineage: Eukaryota; Metazoa; Chordata; Actinopteri; Perciformes; Eleginopidae
Product: oxysterol-binding protein 1-like
Exons: 17
Coding region: 393-2717 (774 amino acids)
Cellular component (GO): plasma membrane; intracellular membrane-bounded organelle; cytosol
Molecular function (GO): sterol binding
Source: RefSeq, a predicted model, not a curated record